This is a messenger RNA of Lycium barbarum (goji berry), 1335 nucleotides long. RefSeq names its product probable protein phosphatase 2C 1. NCBI's taxonomy places the organism in Eukaryota, Viridiplantae, Streptophyta, Magnoliopsida, Solanales, Solanaceae. The record is from RefSeq and is a predicted model, not a curated record. The transcript is spliced from 11 exons. Bases 125 to 1027 code for a protein of 300 amino acids.
CUAAAAGGACCCGGAAACGUGGCCAAAUGACGUACCCACAUCCCCUUCGAAAUCCAAGCUGUGCGAUAAUUAACUGUAAUAAGGCUACGUUGCAAACUGUGUACAGAUUGGAUUAAGCCGGAAAAUGGCUAUUUCUCUUUCUCAACACUUACUCUAUUCAACUAGUAAUUCAUUCAAUUUCCAAAAAAUUAGCUCAAUUUCUGUCAGAAAGAAACGAAGCUUUGUUCAUUGUGCUUCACUGGAUUCUGCUCCUACCAGGCAAGAGGUGUCAUUAAGUGUUGGAACGUACCUAAUUCCACAUCCCAACAAGGUUGAUAAAGGUGGAGAAGAUGCAUUCUUUGUGAGCAGUAAUGAUGGGGAAGUGAUUGCUGUUGCUGAUGGUGUUUCCGGUUGGGCUGAAAAGAACGUGGAUCCUGCACUGUUCUCCAGAGAAUUGGUGUCUAAUGUUUCUUCUUUGGCGAGGAAUGCAGAGGUCAAUUAUGAUCCUCGGAUUCUCAUAAAGGGAGCCCAUGCUGCUACAUCAUCUAUCGGUUCAGCUACGGUAAUUGUUUCUACAUUCGAGGACGGAAUUCUGAAGAUAGCCAGUGUUGGGGAUUGUGGACUACGGGUCAUUCGUAAAGGUCAGAUGAUUUUCUCCACAUUUCCACUAGAACACUAUUUUGACUGCCCAUACCAGUUGAGCUCAGAGGCUGUUACUCAAACGUACCUUGAUGCCAUAGUUAGCACAGUGGAUUUGCAAAUAGGAGAUACAAUCAUAAUGGGCUCAGAUGGCCUCUUUGAUAAUGUUUUCGAUCAAGAGAUCGUUUCAGUUGUGACCACAAAUGAUGAUGUCUCUAAUGCUGCAAAGGCAUUAGCUGAUUUGGCGCGCAACCACUCUGUGGAUACCAAAUUCGACUCCCCCUUUUCACUGGAGGCUAGAGCAAGGGGAUUUGAUGUUCCUUGGUGGAAGAAAUUUUUCGGAAUGAAGUUAACAGGAGGAAAGCUUGACGAUAUUACAGUUAUUGUUGGAAAGGUGAAAAAUUCGUGAACAAGCUAGCCUGGACACCACCGAUAUUUUAAAAAAGAAAAGGCUCGUGAACAAGUGAAUAUAUCUUUGGUGCCAAGACUUUGGCAGGGUGCGAUUUCCUGAAUCUUUGGGCAAUUGGAUGGUGUUUUGAACUACGAGUUGAAGGAUGAGGUAAGAAGAGAACAGCUUCAAACAACACUCGAUAGUUGUUUCUGUAUCGUGUUAUCUGUCGCAAGACAAUGUUUGGCACUAAAAAUCUGUAUGACAUUUGGGACGAUUUGUAUUAUUCAUUGUUCAUAAGUACAACCAUGAAAAGCUUACUAACUUCA